AUUUUAAAAUUAUAGUAAAAGGGAUUGCAUUUAUUUGUUAUUUUAUAAGUACUUUUUAGUUUAUUUUUAUGUUUAUUCAUAAAAUGUUUCUAAAAGAAUUAAUUCGUUUUUCUACACAACAUAGAACACUUUAUUGUUACUUAAUUUUAAGUUUUUGGAUAUUUCUUUUGAUUGCUGGGAUGUAUAAAUAUAUUGGGAAUACAAAAAUUAUGAAUGGAAUAACAUUCAUUCAUGGAAAGAGAAUGUAUUUAUCAACGAUUAAUGACGAAGAAACUUCAAAAUUUAGGAAAUAUAAACAAAGAUGUAGUCCAAUAGAAAAUAUUGCACGGAAAGAUGAUGGUGGAAUUUUGGAUGGAUGGAAAUUGCAAGGAGUCCUCAUGGUUAUAAGGCAUGGUGAUCGUGGACCAAUGUCCCAUGUUAGAGGAAUUUCUAAUGUAAAUUGCGGUAUUGAAGGAGAUAUGCUUGUUCAUAAAUACAAAACAUUUUUAAUUAAUUCCACAAAUCCGUCUGGUACUAAUCAUAUGUAUUGGAAUAAAAUUGGACCAUUUCAUGGGUUUUCUUUAUUACCAUCUUUAGAAAAAUCAUGUUUACUAGGACAGUUGACAUAUAAGGGUAUCGCACAAUUAUUGCACAUCGGUGAAAUUAUACAGCAAGUAUAUUUGCGUCCGUUAGGAUUGUACACAAGAUCUCUUCCCUCUUCUAGGCAAAAUAUAAAUUCAACACCAAAUACAUUUUUAAAUUCAGACGAAGUAAUAGUAUAUUCGACUAGAUACCGCCGAACUUUCCAGUCUGCAAUGGCUUUAAUGUUUACGUUUUUACCACCCGAAAAAUGGCUUUCUUUAAAUGUAUUAGAAUCACAUAGUAUGGCAUUUUGUUUUCUAGAUUGUACCUGUCCACAAGCAGACGUUUUAAGGAAAAAAUUAGCUUUGAAAUCAAAUGAAAAUUUACAAAGGCAUGCAGCUGUUUCAGCUGUAGUACAAUGGAUUGGAAAAUCAUUAUUACAACAUCCGUCGAAUACAGUCAAAACUCCGCACGAAGUAAUGGAUGCAGUUUUAAGUUUAAUUUGUCAUGAUGCAGAACUUCCAUGCCAAAAUAAUAAAAAAAAUCUUAAUAAAAAUCGAAAAAAUUUAUAUCCAACAACAGGACCUUCAUCAAAUGAACCAAAUGAUUUAAUAAAUAUUGAUCAGGAUGAAAUACUUUCAUCAAAUAAUUAUGAAAAUAAUUUUAAUUCUUUAAAUAAUGGUGAAGUAAAUAAAGUUAAUAUUGAUAUAGUAAAUGAUAAUGAAAAUAAUGAAGCUAAUACUCAAUUUGAUAGUUGUAUAGAACAAAGUCAUAUUGCUGCUUUAAUGUCAUAUACAAAUUGGCAAUCUUCUAAAGAAGUAAAUCAUAAAUUUUAUAAGCAAAUUGGAAUGUUGAGAGCAUAUGGAAUGAUAAGGCACAUUGUAAGUUUCAUGUUAAGGAUAAUAUCAGGUGAUCGAACAAAAUUUGUUUUAUAUUCUGGCCACGAUUGGACUAUGCAAUAUCUAACAGCAAGUUUGGGAAUUAAUACAGAAGGUGUAACUUUUAUUCCAUAUGCAGCUAGAUUAAGCUUUGAGGUUUAUAAUAGUCAAACAGAUUAUUAUUUUCGUGCUGUUUACAAUGGUAAAGAUGUAACACAACAAAUCGAUUUUUGUGAAGGGGGAAAAAGUUUAAGAGUGACAAGAGACAGUCGAGGAAAUAAAGCUGAUUUAUGUCCAAUAGAAAAUAUUAUUCGAUUUUUACAUGAAGAUUAUUUUUCUCCAUUAAAUGCAUCCAAUUUUAAAGAUGCUUGUACUGUUCAAAAAUCAAAUGAAUUUUAAAUAGCUGUUAUAAAUAAAUUUUACUACUUCUUUUAUUUAUUUAUUUAUGUAUUAUUACUUUUUUUUGUUUUUUAAUUUCUAUAUAUAAUAUAGGGAAGAAAAAUUAAUAUUGUAUUUUAGAAUAACUUAUAUUGUGAAAUCAUACAUAUCAAAAUUUGCAUAAAAUUUGUAACUUAAACAUAUCAUU
Messenger RNA from Condylostylus longicornis, 2025 nucleotides. Its product is annotated as 2-phosphoxylose phosphatase 1. NCBI's taxonomy places the organism in Eukaryota, Metazoa, Arthropoda, Insecta, Diptera, Dolichopodidae. Bases 69 to 1838 code for a protein of 589 amino acids. Gene Ontology annotation, molecular function: phosphatase activity. The transcript is spliced from 5 exons. Gene Ontology annotation, biological process: dephosphorylation. The record is from RefSeq and is a predicted model, not a curated record.